AUGUCGGAGCUAGACGAUCUUAAUAAAGACUCUAGUGACCAUGUUCAAUCAAACAAAUGGCAAUUAUAUAAGGGCAUAACAAUGUCAAUGUUGGCCGCUCUUUGCUUCUCACUCUCGGCAGUAAUAGUUAAGUAUUUAAAGAACAUAUCAGUGGAACAAUUAUCGUUGUAUCGUUCUAUUGGCUUAUUUAUUUUUAACCUGCCCUUGGUCGUAAAACAUGGUGAAAAUGUAUUUGAUUACCAAGAGUUAUGGUUCCCACUAUUAUUGAGAUGCAUUUUCGGCUGUACUUCACUGUUGUUAGAGUUUUAUGCCUUUCAAUGCCUAUCGCUCGCCGACGCCUAUACUAUACUACAAUCCAUACCAGUAUUUGCAUCGGUGUUGGCCUUUGUAUUUCUCAAAGAGCCGUGCGGUCUGUUUCAGAUAUUGAUGAUCUUAAUGACAAUGUUUGGUCUCUCCCUCACCACUAAAUUAGUGUAUAUGUUGUCUAUGGAAACGGAGUCUCUAUUUGUUGAUAACUCGACGGCCAUUAUUGAGGCCAUGAAUGUUGAGUUCGGCCACCGGACGGAUCACUAUUACUACGGUGUGUCGGCCGCUCUGUCCUCAGCCCUCUGCAUAUCAUUGGCAGAAAUGGCGGGACCGGUGGCUGUGGUGAGAGUGGCCACAGAUAUUAUACUGUCGUUUGUUUGGCAGAUAUUUAUAUUUAACAACAAUCCCGACGUCUGGACAAUCAGUGGCGCUAUUGUUGUAGCCUUUGCUAUAUUCCUUACGAGUUGUCACAAAUGGAUUCACAGUAAAAAUAAUAAAAAAUAA
Molecule: messenger RNA, 810 nt
Organism: Medioppia subpectinata
Lineage: Eukaryota; Metazoa; Arthropoda; Arachnida; Sarcoptiformes; Oppiidae
Source: the annotation of a GenBank genome assembly